Molecule: messenger RNA, 288 nt
Organism: Brenthis ino (lesser marbled fritillary)
Lineage: Eukaryota; Metazoa; Arthropoda; Insecta; Lepidoptera; Nymphalidae
Source: the annotation of a GenBank genome assembly
AUGCCGAAAUAUUACAGAUUUAGGGCAACAAACCCUACUCGUAAAUUAAAAAGAAGUAAAGAUAAUGAGAAGGAAAAGGAUGACAGGACCAAAGAAUUCGACAGAGGCUGGCUCGACCUAACAUUGGCUUGCACUUUAGCCCCAUCGUGGUAUCUGCGACGAACUUCAUGGCGUGAGUCCCCGCCAGUGACAGGUCUCUCGCGACAGUUAGCGGCUGGUCUUCGCUCCUCCCUACAAUUCAGUAACAGACCGAUAUUCGUAUUCAAAAUGCCACAAAGAGAUUUUAAU